AUGGCGUCUGACCCUAGUCCGUCAGAAAAGACUGACGCCGUGCGAAAAGAAGGGCUCAAUGUAGUUGCUUCAACUACUACCGAGGGGCCCCCAUACUCUGUCUUCACCAAAUAUCAGAAACGAUACAUAGUCUUCUCGGCAUCAUGGGCUGGUUUCUUCUCGCCCGUCUCCUCGCAGAUCUACUUUCCUGCCUUGAACAGUAUCGCAGAUGACCUCGGCGUGACCGGCGCGCUGAUCAACCUUACGCUGACAAGUUACAUGAUAUUUCAAGGUCUCUCUCCUAUGUUUGUCGGAGAUUUUGCCGACAGGGCUGGCCGACGACCUGCAUACCUUGUGUGCUUUUUGAUCUAUAUCGCCGCCAACAUCGGGCUGGCAUUGCAGGAUAACUUCGCCGCCUUGUUUGUUUUGCGAUGUCUGCAAAGCGCCGGAAGCAGCACGACUAUCGCGCUCUCAGCAGGUGUCGUCUCAGACAUUGCCAUCGCUGCCGAGCGAGGGUCGUAUAUGGGCUUUGUCACUGCCGGGUCUUUGCUAGGACCAGCAAUGGGGCCCGUCGUCGGUGGUCUUCUCUCGCAGUAUCUCGGCUGGCGAUCGAUCUUCUGGUUUCUGACCAUCUUCACUGGUGCCUUUCUGGUUCCUUUCGUUCUUUUCUUCCCAGAAACAGCAAGAGCGAUCGUGGGGAAUGGAUCUAUCCCGCCGCCGAAGUGGAACAUGCCUUGGAUGGCUUUAUUUAGAGCUCGGAAGCAGCCAUUGCCUGAAGACUACAAUCGACCCAAGCUUCGAUUCCCGAAUCCAAUUCGAACACUAUCUAUCGUGUUCCAAAAGGAUAUCAGUAUCAUCCUUAUUGCGAACGCGAUCCUCUUCGCCGGUUUCUACGACGUCAGUGCGUCGAUUCCUUCGAUAUACGACGAAUUGUAUGGACUCGACGACCUCCAGAUCGGACUAUGCUACAUUCCGUUCGGCCUAGGCGCGACCGUAGCAUCUAUCGCCACUGGCAAAAUGCUAGAUUUCAACUACCGCCGCCUCGCAAAACAGCUAAACGUGCCCCUGCACGAAACCCGGAACCGCAAUCUCACCCACUUCCCCAUCGAAAAAGCCCGGCUCCAAAUCGCCCUUCCCCUCCUGGCGCUGGGCACAUUCACAAUUAUUGCCUUUGGCUGGUGCCUCGACUACGGCGUGCACCUCGCGGCCCCCACAACAAUUCUGUUCUUCAUGGGUCUUUUCCUUACUGGGUCGUUCAACACAGUCGGUACACUCCUGGUUGAUUUCUACCCGAGCAAUGCAGCUGCUGCGACCGCUUCGAAUAACCUUGUGCGGUGCUUGCUUGGUGCUGGUGCGACUGCACUGAUUGACCCUAUGCUCGAUGCUAUGGGGCGGGGAUGGUGUUUCACGUUCAUUGCGCUGGUGAUGCUCUGUACGGCGCCGUUACUCUGGGUGGUUAUAAGGUUGGGGCCGAGGUGGAGGAAGGAGAGGCAGGCGAAGAUUGAUGCGCUCGGUGCUUAG
Molecule: messenger RNA, 1500 nt
Organism: Aspergillus mulundensis
Lineage: Eukaryota; Fungi; Ascomycota; Eurotiomycetes; Eurotiales; Aspergillaceae
Product: MFS transporter
Exons: 2
Coding region: 1-1500 (499 amino acids)
Biological process (GO): transmembrane transport
Molecular function (GO): transmembrane transporter activity
Source: RefSeq, a predicted model, not a curated record